Messenger RNA from Scylla paramamosain (green mud crab), 2900 nucleotides. RefSeq names its product spore coat protein SP87-like. NCBI's taxonomy places the organism in Eukaryota, Metazoa, Arthropoda, Malacostraca, Decapoda, Portunidae. Bases 87 to 2648 code for a protein of 853 amino acids. The transcript has 16 exons. Gene Ontology annotation, molecular function: protein binding. The record is from RefSeq and is a predicted model, not a curated record.
GGGCGCGCAGUAUGCGGUAGUAGCGGGCGGAGGGAGGUGGUUAAGUGAGCUGUGUCGAGAAGCCGUGGCUUCCGGUUUGUGUGGUCAUGGCGCCUCAUCGUGAGUGUCCCUCUCGUUGGUUUCUCGUACUGCUGGUGAUCGUGGCUGCCGCUGGCCGCGUGCAUGGCGAAGGGAGUGAGAAGCUUUCGCGGUGUGAAGUGCGGGCGGAGAAAUGCUGCAAGUACCCGAUGUUUUCGCCUUCGUUUUUUGAGUGUUGUAAUAAGGUGGGAUGCUGCCCACGCAGGUGCAUGGAGGAGGCACCACAGUCCAGUGAAGAAUCCACUGAAGUAGAUUCCGCUGCGAAUGCAUCGCCAUCGGAAUCGGAGGAAGAGUGUAAGGUAGGGAGAGUUUGCUGCCGCUUUCGCCCCUAUACCGUGGAGUAUACGCAGUGUUGUGAGAGGCACCAGUGCCGCCCUUCCUGUCAUAGCGUUCCCGAAGGUUGCUGCUACAACAAGAAGACUUGGAAGUGGGGCAGCGUGGUGGAGGCGGUGGACGAGGACUGUGUAGACAUUAAAUGUGCUGCUGAAAGGGUUGACUACUGGCCCUACCUCAUAACGAGGCUGGUGAUUGUUCCUCAGACAGGCGUGCUGUGUUCUGAGCCAAAGUGUGGGGACUGUAAUGAAUGGCGGUGCGUGGAUGAAACGGGAAUGCUGCGGGAGGAAGGCGAGAAGUUUUACAUGGGCAGGUGUCGGAGGUGCGAGUGCCUUCCUGCUGGGAGGAUAAGGUGCGUGUCGGUGGAUCACGUGUGUCCGCCUCUCCCCAAGGUCACCCCACGUUACUGCGAUGUGGUGAGAGGACUGUGCUGUGACACACUGAACUGUUCCGUGGAGCGCACCUGCCGUGACCUCAACAAUCAAGAGCGUGGCCUAUACACCACCUGGAGGAGCGACCCGUGCACCACCCACAGGUGUACGUUAGCCGGCAUUGUCACUGAACGGGAGUCCUGCAGCCCAAUGCCACACCCUAACUGCAUGAAAGAAGAGGAAUAUAACAACCUUAUUUCCUCCGAGGAGAAGAGCGAAGAGAGCGGCGGCACUGGUUCUGGCGAAGGGAGCGGCGGCACUGGUUCUGGCGAAGGGAGCGGCGGCACUGGUUCUGGCGAAGGGAGCGGCGGCACUGGCUCUGGCGAAGGGAGCGGCGGCACUGGCUAUGAUACUGGCGAAGGGAGCGGCGCCUCUGGCGGUGGCACUGGUACUGGUGAAGGAAGUGGCGAAGGGGGCGGCGGCGCUAUCUCUGGCGAAGACAGCGGGGGAUCAAAUUCCUUGGAAGAGGAGUUCCAGUGCUGCCCUAAGUGGAAGUGCGGACUGGACUGUCGCCUAGUUCGAUGUUCGAUGGUGCCUCCUGGGGAGGACUGCGUGGAGGUGUAUGAACCUCUCGCCUGCUGCCCUGAUUGGAAUUGCAGCGGGUGUAUGGACAGACACCGCCAGUACCACCCUUUGGGCAGCGUGUGGCACCCGACACCCUGUACGACCCUCUCCUGCAGUCCUUUGGGCAUCGUGAACAUCACGAAGCCCUGCAAGCCGAAGCCACACGACAUCUGCUUUGAGGAACCAUCGGAGGACGGCUGCUGCCCUGUCUACAAUUGUGGCGGGUGUGUGGACGAGGACAACAUCUUCCACCCGAUGUUCAGUAAGUGGAAAGUGACAGACUGCAAUCAUCUCGCCUGCACAACAAAUGGCAUCAUUCCCUGGGAGCCGGAGUGUCCACCGAAGCCCCACGAGAAUUGCCGCAGAGGACCCAAGGGCUUGGACUGCUGCCCUGAGUGGGAAUGUGGACUGGAUUGUCGUGUUGUGAGAUGCGCCGGACCCCCCCACAGCGGCUGCAUCCCACACAUGGACCCAGCGGCUUGUUGCCCGAGUUGGGAAUGCAAGACGUGUGUGGACGAGGAGGGUCGCAGGCGGCCGUUGGGCAACACUUGGCGUACGGAUGACCCGUGCACAAACAAGACCUGCACGGAGACUGGAGUCGUUAUGGUUAGUGCCUCGUGUGCGCUGAGCAGCCCCCCGCGUGAGGGGUGCUUCAAGUACACCCCUGAGGGAGAGUGUUGUCCCCGGUGGAACUGCAGCGGAUGUUUGGAUGAUAAUGGAAUCUUUCACCGGAUCUUUGAAGCGUGGAGCAGUGACGCUUGCACCAGACACUUCUGCGCCUCGUCCGGCAUAAUUACACAGGAGUUGGAGUGUCCACCUUUGGGUCGCAUACCUCACCCGAACUGUGUCACGCACCUGGAGCCCGGGGAAUGUUGCUCCAGAUGGAAGUGUGGACCAGACUGCAGGCUCGUAUUCUGUCCACAACGUCCUGAAGGAAACUGCACGAGCCACCGUCCUCCCCUGGCGUGCUGUGACCAAUACGAGUGCAGCGGUUGCACGGACGAUCAGGGCAGGAAGCGCAGCCCAGGCGACACCUGGUUCACGCCACCUUGCUACCUGCACGUCUGCCGGAAUGAAGGAGUAGUCACCCAUGAUUUUUGUGACACUGUUUCCCCGUCUCCUUAUUAUUCCAACCUGGGAAAACGAUCAGCUGGGUUUGAUGAGUCUGCCUCUGGUCCUGAAAGCAAGAAGGCGGAGACAGCCGGGGCGUCGCCACCUGAGCAGGCCCCGGCACCUGAGUGAUGACGCCCGGCGCUCCUCGCCCUCCCCUUGGGUCCCAGUGGCGCUGCAGCGUGCUUGGAGGACUCCCUCGAGGGAGGCAUUCGGUCGCAUGAUGGAUCGUCUUACCGUGCAGCUGCCUCUUACCCCUUACACUUACUGUGAUAAUUUUGCUUUCGUUUAAAAGCUUCUGUUUUGUUAUUUUAUGAUGUGACAUUGAAUGUUUGUUUUAAUACACUUAUCACACUCAGUUUAUUAAAAAAAUAUAAGAUGGGA